Molecule: messenger RNA, 1181 nt
Organism: Monomorium pharaonis (pharaoh ant)
Lineage: Eukaryota; Metazoa; Arthropoda; Insecta; Hymenoptera; Formicidae
Exons: 2
Coding region: 464-796 (110 amino acids)
Source: RefSeq, a predicted model, not a curated record
UAUGAUACAGUUUGAUAGCUGUACGAUGCAGUUCAAUAUCGGUUCGAUAUCUGUAUGAUGCAGUUUGAUAAUGUCUGAUAUAGAUGUAUGAAAUGGUUUGGAAUAUGUUUAAUGAUUUUUAUUUCGAACGAGAUGUUAACUGAGACGUUAACCAAGACAGCAUUAUAAAGCUUUGAAAUGAGAAUGCGUGCAGAUAAAAAAAUUCCACAAAGCUGACACGGCUUUUUCAAAUUCAUCUCUCAAGUGAGAGUAACGCACAUCUUUAGUCUACUGCUUCUCGACGGUGCAGACAGAUCGUACAAACUUGUGAACAAAACUUGUGAACAAAACUUGUGAAAAUGCAGAGCAUCCGCAUUGAAUAUCCUGUCACUGGCGUAAGUGAUAGUGCAAGUUUAUGACAGGUGAAGUGUAAAAAAUUAAAUAAUAAUAAUUAUUUUGUUUUUAGUAUGUAUGCGUUGAUGGGAUGCCGGUUCGACGGGUCGUUAUAAACAACGAGGUACGCGUGGAGGUACCACUUCCAGGUCCUCCAAUCAACAUCCCUUUAGGAGGGUUAUUGUCGGUGCGCGAGUCAAUAACUAAUCAACCAUGGAUCUACCGAGAGGAUAUCAGAAUACCCGGUUUUAUCAAUAUUAACAGGAAAUUUUGGACGCAUUGGAGAAGGGAUUUAUUAAGAGCGCAGAACGACGAUGUAUUAGAACGUUCGUGCGGCCUAUUUGGCGAAGCCGACGUGUGGGACCUGCGCCGUCUAUUCAGCAUGCGUCCUUUAAUAGACGAAAAUCAUGAAGUUUGGAUAUAAAUACAUAAAUAUAUGAAUAUAUGAAUAUAUAAAUGAUUAAUUUUGGAUAUAAUUAUAUAAAUAUAUAAAUAUAAAGUUAUAUAAAUAUAUAAUAUGCGUUCUCUUUCUCACUCCCUUCCCUCGCUUUCAGUUGCACUCAUCCCACCCAUUAAAUACAAUAUUCUCACUCUCUACACUCAUCGCACGCUCUCGCUCACACAUACCGCAUGCUACACAUCGCAUACUAUUCAUCACGUUCUCUCCUUCCCACCCGUUAUAUCCAUAUUCCCGCAUGCUCUCUCACUUACACUCAUCACAUGUUCUCACUCAUACACAUCGCAUACUAUCCAUCACGUUCUCUCGCUCCCACCCAUAACGUAGUACAUUCUCGUUCGCUUGGCAGCGG